ACAAAAUUCGCGGGCUCGGUGUCUUAGCCGUUAAAACCAAUGCUCACAAAUUUCGUCACAUUCUCGAGCUUCUGGAUUCUGUAGUAAAGGGUCUGGUUAUUACGGGUUCAGAAGGAUUAGAUAUGCCUCUUUCAUGUGGAGUAUCGCCGCCUUCGGUGAGAACAGAACUCCUUACCCGGAUUUCUAACAGGGUUAUUGCUCCUUCAAGGAUAUGUCAACAACCCAGGAGCAAAUGUGAGAUAAACAGGAGGGGUUUUGCUUUGAAGGGGAUUGUGGCUUCUGGUGUCUCCGUUGCAAGCUCUUCCUUGACUGCUGACCCUGUUCAAGGGGUGGAGAGAUUACCAUUCAAGCCAGAGGGUUACAAUUUCUGGACAUGGCGGGGUCAUAAAAUACAUUAUGUUGUUCAAGGAGAAGGAUUUCCAGUUGUCCUUAUCCAUGGGUUUGGUGCUUCUGCAUUUCAUUGGAGAUACAACAUUCCUGAAUUGGCUAAAAGAUACAAGGUCUAUGCCAUAGACUUGCUGGGAUUUGGAUGGAGUGACAAGGCAAUUGUUGAGUAUGACACAAUGAUAUGGAGGGAUCAAGUGGUUGAUUUCUUGAAGGAGAUAGUGAAAGAGCCAUCAGUUUUGGUUGGAAACAGCCUUGGAGGGUUCACUGCUUUGGUUGCAGCAGUAGGGUUGCCUGAACAAGUUGUUGGAGUUGCACUCCUCAAUUCUGCAGGACAAUUUGGAGAUGCAAAUGCAGGAACCAAAAAAUCUGAGGAAACAAGCUUAGAAAAGUUUAUUUUAAAGCCAUUGAAGGAAAUUUUCCAACGCAUAGUUCUUGGGUUUUUGUUUUGGCAGGCAAAGCAACCUGCUCGUAUUGUUUCUGUCUUAAAGAGAGUGUAUAUCAAUACCACCAACGUGGACGAUUAUCUUGUGGAAUCAAUAACAAGGCCAGCAGCCGAUCCCAAUGCUGGAGAAGUGUACUAUAGGUUAAUGACACGAUUCAUGUUGAACCAAACCCAGUACACCCUAGACUACUUCUUGAGCAAGCUAUCUUGCCCAUUGUUGUUGCUUUGGGGUGACUUAGACCCUUGGGUUGGCCCUACCAAAGCUAACAGAAUCAAGGAGUUUUAUCCAAACACAACUUUAGUAAACUUGCAGGCUGGACACUGUCCACAUGAUGAAGUUCCAGAGCUUGUCAACAAGGGUUUAGUAGACUGGUUAUCAACCCUAACGCCAAAGGCCUCCUCCCCAAAUGCUGUGAAGGUGACCAACUCAAUGGCAUCGCCAUUCACUCCUAAUUAAGGGUCUUACUUCUAAUAUACAUGUACAUCCAUUAGUAGAUGUGUCACAUUCUACUCUUCUGUAGCUAGCAUUCUUUCGGUGGUAUCCCUGCACCUGAUCAGUUUUGUGUACUGAUUUUCAAUAUACGGGAACAUGGUUUACGAUUCCAUAAUUUUCCUGUUCCAAGAAUGCUAUAACCACUGAAGAUUGAUU
This is a messenger RNA of Rubroshorea leprosula, 1478 nucleotides long. The record is from the annotation of a GenBank genome assembly. Lineage: Eukaryota; Viridiplantae; Streptophyta; Magnoliopsida; Malvales; Dipterocarpaceae.